AUGGCUUUGAAUGGCUGCUGGAGGUUCUUGGCAACUUUUAUAUUGACUUUUCCAGGGAUACUCUGUUUCCUGCAAGAUGAACCAAGGGUAUUACUCAUUUCUUUUGAUGGAUUUAGAUGGGAUUACAUCUAUAAAUUCCCAACACCCAAUUUCCAGUAUAUUAUAGAGAAUGGAAUUCAUGUUGAACAAGUCACCAAUGUGUUCAUUACCAAGACUUACCCUAAUCAUUACACAAUGGUAACCGGACUGUAUGCAGAAAGCCAUGGCAUAGUUGCUAAUGAGAUGUAUGAUCCAGUUUUAAAUGAAACUUUCUCCAUGAACCAUAUGACUACCUAUAAUCCAAAAUUUUGGGAAGACGCUUCUCCAAUAUGGAUCACUAAUCAGAUUCAAGGACAUAGAAGUGGAGCUUCAAUGUGGCCUGGAACAGAUGUGAAAAUACAUGGGGCCUUCCCUACAUACUAUAUGCUUUACAAUGAAUCUGUGUCUUUCGAAGAAAGAGUCGCUAGGCUAAUCGAGUGGUUUAUGUUUGAAGAGCCCAUCAAUCUUGGGCUACUGUAUUGGGAGCAGCCAGAUGGGAUGGGACACGUGUUGGGUCCAGACAGUCCUUUCAUGGAACCUGUCAUUAGAGAUAUUGAUAACAAGCUGGGUUAUCUUGUGUCAGAGCUGAAGAAGGCAAACUUGUGGAACUCGUUGAAUGUCAUCAUCACAAGCGACCAUGGAAUGGCCCAGUCUUCAAGAGGCAGGAUCAUAGAGCUUGAUCUGUAUGUGGACAGAGAUCUAUACAGAAUGAUUGACCAUUCACCUGUUGUAUCUAUUUUACCAGAAGAAGGCAAAACUGAUGAAAUAUACAAUGCAUUAGUCAAUGCUCAUCCCCAUAUGAGCGUGUAUAAGAAGGAGGAUAUUCUAAACAGACUACAUUACAGACACAACCGUAGAAUUCAACCAAUCGUAGCAGUUGCCGAUGAAGGAUGGGAAAUCCUCCAAAACAAGUCAGAUGGGUUUCUAUUGGGUAACCAUGGAUAUGACAACAUGCAACCAGAAAUGCACCCUAUAUUCUUAUCCCAUGGACCUGCCUUUAAAAAGAACAUCACCAAGCAAGCUAUGAAUUCUACAGAUUUGUAUCCCCUGUUAUGUCAUUUGUUGGGUAUCAGUCCACUGCCCAACAAUGGGUCACUUGACAAUGUGAAGGAUCUACUUGUUAGUACAGCCCCAGAGAAGCCACAACAUAGAGACGACCUGCAGGAAUCAUAUGCCUGGUUCAUAGGGACUUUCCUGGGUGGCAUGCUCGUCUUUGUUUUUCUUCUAGUGUUUAUAAAUCAUGUAAAUCACAACCAUGUACCAGCUGUGUGGGUGCAGCAUGGUGAAAUAGCUCAGCCUUUACUUCAAGCUUAACAUCUAAAAUAAAGGCAUAGGAUUGCUUUAAAACACCCUUUUAACCAUAGUUUAUAGGGAGUGUUCCUAGGAGUAUGAGCAUAUGAAUGAACGAAAGCUUAACAUUGACAGAAAAUGUGCAUAUUAGCUGAUGUGAUGCUACAGAAGACUUCAGACAGGUUGUCUGCCUGGACACGUCAUUUGUACUCGCAUUGGUAUCAGCCUGUGUCCUUGGCUAGAGAAUCUGUUCUGUUUUAAAAAGCUUGUUGGUUCGAAGGUUGCCAGUAAUUAGAAGAAUGCCCAGGUAGGCUGCAGAGGUGCCAAAAUCUAAUUGUCCAUGUCUUUUGAUUAAAUUUAAGAGAGUUAUUCCAAAGUAAUUGCACACAUAUGUACAUACUUAUGACACUGGAUUAUAUGCAUCCCACCAGAAAGCUGCAGACUUCAGGCAAUGACCAAAUAUGCUCAAAAUCUCCUUUCUGAGACUUAUACAUCUAGCACAACAUUGGUAUUAACAAAUGUUUUACUCAGCUUGUAGGCACCAGUAUUUUGUAAUGAUUCUCUAAUAUUGAUCAAGCAGGGUCCUGUGCACUUUUUGCUUUCCAUAGUUGAAUUACAUGCUUAUGUAGAGAGAUGCAUAUUGUUUAGUAUAGGGGUCCUCAGACUUUUUCACCAGGGGGCCAAUUGAAAGGUGCCAGUGCUGGGCGUGGGCCGGAAAGCUUGUGCGGGGGCAGGGGGUGCGCGGGCCGGCAUGGGAGCAGGGUGUUCGGGUGCAUGGGCGCUGAGGUGGGGGGCGGGGCGCAGCGAGGCACAGGUGGGUGGGUGUGUGUGGCGAGGGGAGGAGAGGAGAGAAGAGGCAGGGAUGGGCGGGCACGCACCGCCAUGCAGCAGCGGGCGCAUGAUGCAGCGGCUUGCUCACUUGGAGAUCGUUUUCUCCGAGUGAGUCCAAAACGAUCUCCAUGCUAGCCAGCUGCCGCCUCCCUGUGUGGAGGGUGAGGCAGGCAGCGGCAUGCGCUGAAAACCUCUGAGGUGGGCCGGAUAAAUGGGCAUGGCGGGCCAGUUCCGGCCCCCAGGCCAUAGUUUGAGGAGCCAUGGUUUAGUACAUUCUCUUGAGAAUAUUACACCCAAUACAACACACUGUCGAAGUUACAGGGAGGGCCCUAAAUCAGAUACAAUCAUAUACUUAGCCAUACAUCUGUAAUGCUUAGUUUCCAGUUUGCCUCUAAUUUCCAGUCCCUUGCUGUUCAAUGUUGUUUUCUUUUGAGCAGAGAUGAUCUAAGGAAAAGGCUCAUUUUAAGGCUUUCCUAUUUCAGUUUUCUUUGUAACCAAUUGAUAGUGGCUCUGGAAUCCCUUAAUAUUUUUAUAUACCACCCCUUUCCCAGAGGCCUUGAGCAAUUUACAAGAGAGCCAUUACAAUAAUGGCCAAACUUCCACUUAGUACCCCUGUUCCUGCCUGUUCAUAGGCCUCACCUGUGCAAGCUUGUUGAUAAUGAAGUCCAUUCUACUAUCAUAAGAUGAUUUACCACCCAUUGAUUUAAAACCCAGAGCCAGGAGGUGUAAGAAUAGCCAGUACCAAAUGCUUUUCCAGGCAUCUGACCAGCCAAGAAGUGAGUUCCUUUGUAUUUCUUCGUAAGUAUUAGCACUUUAGCUCCAUUUCCUUCUCUCUCCUUUAAAUGCAUCCCUUUUGUCUGCCUAGCCCACAAUUAUCCCCAGCACGUAAGCUUUCCUUGGUGUAAACAUUGCUUUGUCAUUUCUGUGAAACCUCCCUUUCUAUCCCCGCCCCACCCCUUUUGUUGGCCGGUGGGAGGGACACAUUCUUUAUCCUUGCUAGACCUUGUAUACUGGUCCAUGUGCUAGAGGAGGUGUGAGUAUCAUACACUUCCCCCUGCAUCCCCAGCCCCAAGUCACUGAUGUUGAUGCAUUGCUGGAAUUCCAGGAAGUCUGCUGUGGAAAAGGAGAUGCAAGGUUCCAGGGGGAAAAGCAGGCACUGUAGUUGUCUAACUUGUAGAAGUUGCCCACCUCUGUGCUAGAGAGUUGGUACGCUGCUUUUUUUUUCUUUUGCAAUGUGUAUGUUAAAACUGGUAGAGUGUGUGCACCAUUUCUCUUUAGUGGCUGGGUGAGCAUUUCUUUGUCACUCAAAAGCAGAUGCUGAAACCCUAUUCUGCUGUAUAUUUGCUGUACCUCUGGAAAAAGACCCUUUAUUUUCAUGGUAUUUUUUUCUGGAACGUGUGUACAUGUGAGCUUGCAUAUAAGUGUGAAAACAAUGAUAGUAAAUCUAUAGAUCUGAUGUAGGAAUCCUGUGGGAGGUGCUCCUGGUGGGCUGGAAGGCAAUCAGUUGCCCUGUGUUCUUUCACUGGGAGCCACCGCUGGGUCUCUGUUCCUUCCAUAAAAGCUAGAUCUGAACCUCAGAUAUGUGAAGGUAAGGGAAAGAAUGUCUCAGCUACUAAUAAUAAAGGUCCUUCUUAUACAUGUUUAUCUUUAAAUAUUGAUUAAAAUGUGACAUGACAAAUAAAGCACUUAAGUAACUUGCUGGAGCAAGUGGUAUUCAAAUUGCAUGUAUGCACAAAAACCACAAAUACUUAUAACUGUAAGUUCUUGUUGGUAAUGUUAUUAACUGAACUAAACUACUGUGUCAAUCUUCAAUUUUAUCAGGAAACUUCAUUGCUUGUUACAGUGAUUCAUGCAUUUAUGUAUUGAAAUGUGUAUUAAGGAAGGUAAUUUUGUCAAGUCAAGAUUGCUUGAUUUGGGAGCUGGAAAAUGUGGCACACUACUCAUUUGAUUGAUAUUUUAAAAAUAUUUUUCUGCUGCAAGCUGCUAAUCCAGCAAAGACAAACAGGGAAUUUGCAGAAGUGUUCAUGUUGUUUGUAUUCUGGAAUUUCUGCACUGAUACAAAGCUAAAUUGAAAGAUUUUCCCCAAAUGCACAGUCUUUUGAGCUACUCUCAGAAAGGGGAAAAUUAUUUUAUGGCAUGCUCAGAAGAAAAAUGUAGCAGGGUAUAACAUACUGAAGCUCCAAAGAACAUGCAAGGCUGCCAUAUUAGGUGGUGGCACAACCUUUUGGUGGUGAUUUUUACCCCUUCCCCAAUGUCUGUACUACAGCUGUGAUCUUUACCAAGUAGAAAUAUGUGUAGGAUUCAAAUGCCAGUCUUUCUCUUUCUAAAAUAUUCUAUGAUAUUUUAGAGCAGUGGUAGGUAAUUUGGUUGGGCUGCAUCUACAGUUAGUCAUGGUCAGCAAGCUAAUGCUGAGGGAUCAUGGGAGUUGCAUUCCAAGCACACCUGGAAGGCUGAAAGUUACCCAUCCUGUUUAAGAGCAUUUCUAGAGAAUAUUUCUGCCCUAACAAGAGCCUCCAAAGCAUGCAGUAAUAUAAUGAAAUCAUGCCACAAUUUAAACCAUGACAAAGAUUAUGCAAAGAUUAUGACUAAAAAUUGACAGCAAAUUUGGAGAAAUCAAAUACCAUGAAUACCAGAUGAAACUAGCCAUCAGGAACAGGGCUAGUCUAAAUGCCUUUGUAAGGCAUUCUGUAACGUAGGCACUGCCACAAAUAAGGUGCUGCCUUCUGUUCCUAACAACCAAAAGGCAGUGGAACAAAAAGUGUGGUCCCUGACAACCUAUGGGCAGGUUCAUAGAGCAGGAGGUGGACUUUCAGUUAGCCUGGUCUGAAACUCUUUAGGGCUGUGUAGGAACCAGCACCUCAAACUGUCUCCAGAAGCUAACAGGAAGUCAGAGCAAUUAACCGAAGGCCAUCACAAUCUGGUCUGAGAAACGCACACCAGAUAAUUCUUACUGGUGUGUUUCUCACCAGAUUCUGAACACUCUUUGCACUUAUGUAGAAUCUGUUGCCAUAAUCUAAUCUGUAAGUGGUGGAAGCACAUGCUGUUGGCCAGAUUUGUCCCUCCAGGAAGAAGUAUGGCUGGUGCUCCAGCCAAAGCCAUGCAAGAGCUGUGUUGGCUGCAGCAGCCACUUGGGUACCUCAGAGCCAUUCCAGAACCAGGAACAAUUAGAGACCAACAGCCUGGUUCUUCAGAGCGGACUGUAUUUCCAAAUACAGUAAGAACAUUAUUGUCAGUAAGAAAACAAAAACCAUUUCAGCAACAAGGUUUUAUUAUCAAAUUGUAUUCUUUCUUCUCUGGUGCUUAGAAGAGUACGAUUGAAACGAUUUAGCACAUACUAGAAUUGCAGUGUAAGACAUCUUUUUGAAAAAUAAGUGUUUUAACACAGUUGUUAACACUGUUGUCACAUUUUAGUAAAUCUGAUAAUUUACAAAAGAUUUAGGGCUUUGCUUAUGAAUGUUAGGGCUCUGGUGUAAACAGUCAUUAAACACUGUGAAAUGACUGAAUGCCUAAUAAAUUAUGUUUUCUGAUAUGGAACUAAAA
Molecule: messenger RNA, 5739 nt
Organism: Varanus komodoensis (Komodo dragon)
Lineage: Eukaryota; Metazoa; Chordata; Lepidosauria; Squamata; Varanidae
Gene: ENPP5
Product: ectonucleotide pyrophosphatase/phosphodiesterase family member 5
Exons: 3
Coding region: 1-1392 (463 amino acids)
Source: RefSeq, a predicted model, not a curated record